AUUUUUUUUAAUUCGUUUUAUUUAAAAAAUCCCUUAUCAGAUCUAAACCGUUUUCACAAGAAACUAAUGUGGAGUCCUCCCCACCCACCUGAAAAUUCAAUUUUCUUGCAGAAACCUUAAAGCACAACAACAGCAGCAACAAACAACACAACAAAAACAGUAGACUAGCAGCAAGAGAAGCAAAAGCAAAAAUAACAGCAGUAGCAACAAUAUCGAGGCCAUAAGUUUGGUUUCGAACUUUUUGUUUUCGGAAAACAAGGAAACCGGACCGAAAACGAAGGCAGAAACAAAAACGAAAGCAAAAACGGAAACUAAAACAAAGACUUCGUUGUGUUUUUGAUUUCUACAUUUGCUUUACGUUUUGGUCUUCAGUUUUCAAAUUGAUAAUUUCUAUUUAAUUGUAUACGUAAUUUGAAUCUUAAUCAGGUUUUUGAGCUCUGUUUUGGACAAUGCGAGGUCGAAUUUGAGUUUUUUUUGGAGGAAUCGAGGGGCGAAUAUGCAAUAUUUUGAUUAAAAUAAGGGUUUUGAGCUCGGUUUUUGAUGAUCCGCUCUUUCUCAAGCUAUCACUAAUGAAAUUUUUUGUCUGCGAAGACUAUUUGAGCAGAGAUAUAGCGGUAUUUUGGUUCAAGCUAGGGUUUUUUAGCUCAGUUUUCAUCGGCACUGCGUAUGAGAAGAGAAGAAAAUUGAUUUGAGUGGCAGAAUCAUUUUAUUUUCUGUGUUUAUGGUUGGCGUUUUUUGACCUCUGUUUUUUUUCAAGGAACCCUAAUCAAUGCAGAGAACUUGUGAUUGAGUUUCAAAUCUGUAAUAUUUCUAUCUGAAUCAGGGCUAUAGAGCUCUGUUUUCAAUAAUGCGACAGUGAAACUAAUCUUUGGGUUUUUGUAACCGCAACGUUUUGAGGUGUGUUUUAAAGUUGAGGGUUGUAUUAUAGAACUGCAGCCAUGAUGUUAUCCGCGUCACCAUCGAUGGUGGCUCGUAGUUCGUUAGAGGAGAUGUUGGAAUCGUUACGCAGGCGGGAUGAGGCUGAGAAGCCCAAAGACCUGCCUCCAGCCUUGCCUGCACGGCCCACUUCGAGGGCAAGGCUUCCGUCAGCCAGGAAAUCGUUGCCCGCUGGCUUCAAAACUGAAGUGGAGAAAGGUGGGGAAUGUGGCAUGGAAAGUGUUUUGGAAAGGAGUGAGUCUAAUUUAAAGGAAGAGGGAAAGAGGAAAGAGAAGGAUUUUGGAGUGAAGAGGAAUAGCUUCGUGAGCAAGAAAAUGAGGACAGAACAAAAGGAUGUGGAUUCACCAUAUAAUGGUGGGGUGGUGGUGGAGGAAGAGAAGAAAAAUGAGGCUUUUGAAGUGAAUGCAUUGAAGCCAGGCAGGAACGGGGAAUUAGAGUGGGAUGAUAAUAUUGGUUAUUUUAUCAAGAAGAAACUACGAGUUUGGUGUCCUCUCAUGAAUGGGAAGUGGGAGUCUGGAAAGAUAGAAUCCACCUCAGGGGAUGAAUCGUUUGUUUCUCUUUCCAAUGGAAAUGUUGUCAAAGUGUCAACUGUAGAGCUCUUACCUGCAAACCCAGAUAUACUGGAUGGUGUGGAUGAUCUUAGACAACUUAGUUAUUUGAAUGAACCGUCAGUUCUUCACAAUAUACGUUAUAGAUUUUCUCGGGAUAAGAUUUAUAGUAAAGCAGGACCAGUUUUGGUUGCUGUCAAUCCUUUUAAAGAUGUCAAAAUUUAUGGAAAUAAGGUUGUCACAGCUUAUAGGCAGAAAGUUACGGACAGUCCUCAUGUUUAUGCUAUAGCAGACAAUGCUUAUAAUGAGAUGAUGGGAGAUGGGGUAAAUCAAUCCAUAAUUAUGAGUGGGGAAAGUGGUGCUGGGAAGACAGAGACAGCAAAAUUUGCAAUGCAGUACUUGGCUGCUCUUGGUGGAGGCAGUGAUGGGAUAGAGCAUGAAGUCCUUCAGACAAAUUGUAUACUUGAAGCAUUUGGGAAUGCAAAAACAUCCAGGAAUGACAACUCUAGCCGAUUUGGGAAAUUGAUUGAGAUUCACUUUAGCACCUUGGGGAAGAUAUGUGGCGCUAAAAUCCAGACUUUUCUGCUGGAGAAGUCAAGAGUAGUGCAGUUGGCUGCUGGUGAAAGGUCCUACCAUAUCUUUUAUCAACUUUGUGCUGGUGCUCCAUUGCUUUUGAAAGAGAGACUGAACCUUAAAAUGGCAUGUGAUUACAACUACCUUAAUCAGAGUGAAUGCUUGGCAAUUGAUGGUGUUGAUGAAGCUCAAAAUUUUCAUAAUCUUAUGAAAGCCUUAGACAUGGUUCAAAUUUGUAAAGAAGACAAAGACAAUACAUUUGCUAUGCUUGCUGCGGUUUUAUGGUUGGGAAACAUAUCAUUUCAAGUAAUUGACAAUGAGAAUCAUGUGGAGGUGUUGGCUGAUGAAGCUGUAACUUCUGCUGCUAGGCUGAUGGGUUGCAGUGCUGAGGCACUGAUGCUAGCUUUAUCUACCCAUAAAAUUCAAGCUGGCAAGGAUGGUAUUGCUAAAAAGUUGACAUUGCAGCAGGCGAUUGAUACCCGGGAUGCAUUGGCAAAAUUCAUAUACGGAAGCUUGUUUGAAUGGCUUGUAGAACAAAUUAACAAAUCACUUGAACUGGGCAAAUGGCAAACAGGGAGAUCCAUAAGUAUCCUUGAUAUUUGUGGGUUUGAAUCUUUUAAGAAGAAUAGCUUUGAACAGUUUUGUAUUAAUUAUGCAAAUGAGAGGCUGCAACAACAUUUCAACCGGCAUCUAUUUAAACUUGAGCAGGAGGAAUAUGAAUUAGACGGCAUUGAUUGGACCAAAGUUGAAUUUGAAGACAAUGAAGAGUGUUUGAAUCUAAUUGAGAAGAAACCAUUGGGGAUACUAUCUUUACUAGAUGAGGAAUCAAAUUUCCCAAAAGCCACUGAUUUGACAUUUGCAAAUAAGCUUAAACAGCACUUGAGUUUAAAUUCUUGCUUUAAAGGGGAGAGAGGCAGAGCUUUUGGUAUUCGACAUUACGCUGGAGAGGUUCUAUAUGACACGAAUGGCUUUCUGGAGAAGAAUCGAGAUCCUCUGCACUCUGACCUCAUCCAACUUCUGUCAUCAUGUUCUUGCCAACUCCUAAAGUUGUUUUCCAAAAUGCCUAAGCAGUCCCAUAAAUCAGCUAACUUUUGUUCAUUGGAUUCUAAAAAGCAAAGUGUUGGUACAAAGUUCAAGGGUCAACUCUUCAAACUAAUGCAGCAGUUGGAGAACACAAAACCUCACUUUAUUCGCUGCAUAAAGCCAAACAGUAAGCGGCUUCCCGGUAUAUAUGAUGAAGAUCUUAUUUUACAACAGCUCAGGUGUUGUGGAAUUUUGGAGGUGGUUAGAAUCUCAAGAUCAGGAUAUCCUUCUCGAAUGACACAUCAAGAGUUUGCAGGAAGGUAUGGAUUCCUGCUCUCGGAGAACCAUGUAUCUCAGGAUCCAUUAAGUAUAUCAGUGGCUGUUUUACAGCAGUUUAAUGUUCUUCCUGAAAUGUAUCAAGUUGGUUAUACCAAAUUGUAUAUCCGUUCCGGGCAGGUUGGUGUGUUGGAGGAUAGGAGAAAACAAGUUUUGCAAGGAGUAGUUGGGCUUCAAAAGUUUUUCCGUGGUCGCCGGGCUCGUCAUUAUUUCCAUGAACUCAAGAAAGGAGUAAUAACAUUGCAAUCAUUUGUUCGUGGUGAAAAUGCUAGAGUGAAAUAUGCUACUUUGGAAAAGAGGUGCACAGCUAGUGCUCCCCAAAUACUGGAUGAGCCGUUGACAACAAUCAUAUUUUUGCAAUCCGUAAUCCGUGGGUGGUUGGUUCGGAAGCAUUACAUGCAUAAUUUAAAACAAUCAAAUCUUGUGAAUUCAAAAUCUAAAAAGAGGCCUUGCUGGAAAAUUUUAGAAGUGAAGGAUUUGCCACAAGAGCAGGCCCAGCUUCUGCCUUCAGCUUUGGCGGAGCUUCGAAGGCGAGUUCUUGAGGCAGAAGCUACUAUGGGCCAAAAAGAAGAGGAAAAUGCUGCUUUGCGUGAACAAUUACAACAGUAUGAAACAAGGUGGACAGAGUACGAGGCAAAGAUGAAAUCUAUGGAGGAGAUGUGGCAAAAGCAGAUGUCAUCUUUGCAAAUGAGUCUUGCUGCUGCCAGAAAAAGCCUUGCUGCUGAUAACACUGUAGGUGAGGCUGGAAGAGAAACAUCUUCAUCACCUCACUUUUAUGAUUCUGAGGAUGCAACAUCCAUGGGAUCUCGAACUCCUGGUGGAACUACACCCGUCAAAUAUUCCAAUGCCAAUGCUGAUGGAGCAGGCAGAGGGUCUAAUGGUGGUUUGACUGCUGUCAACAAUCUGGUAAAGGAAUUUGAGCAGCGGAAACAGACUUUUGAUGAUGAUGCCAAAGCUUUGGUUGAGGUUAAAACAACGGUGCCACUUCCUAAUGUGCAUCCUGAUGCCGAGCUUCGAAAAUUGAAAGCAAGGUUUGAGGCAUGGAAGAAAGAUUACAAGACAAGAUUAAGGGAGACUAAGGUAAGGCUUCAUAAAGUGGCGAACUCAGAAGUUCGACGCACAUGGUGGGGAAAGCUAAGCUCAAAAGUUUCAUAGUAUUCCACUUCAUAUUAGCAUCGCCGUUUGUGUUAAG
Molecule: messenger RNA, 4608 nt
Organism: Pistacia vera
Lineage: Eukaryota; Viridiplantae; Streptophyta; Magnoliopsida; Sapindales; Anacardiaceae
Product: myosin-2
Exons: 25
Coding region: 939-4571 (1210 amino acids)
Biological process (GO): vesicle transport along actin filament; actin filament organization
Cellular component (GO): vesicle; myosin complex; cytoplasm
Molecular function (GO): microfilament motor activity; ATP binding; actin filament binding
Source: RefSeq, a predicted model, not a curated record